Drosophila montana is the source of this 1445-nucleotide messenger RNA. RefSeq lists its product as uncharacterized. The transcript is spliced from 5 exons. NCBI's taxonomy places the organism in Eukaryota, Metazoa, Arthropoda, Insecta, Diptera, Drosophilidae. The coding region runs from base 442 to 1305 and encodes 287 amino acids. The record is from RefSeq and is a predicted model, not a curated record.
CACCAGCGAUAUGAAUUUCAUGGAAUUUGCCGAGUUUUGCGCGGUUUUGUUUAUCACCACAUCCCACACAUCAUCAUCCACUUGUCGCUGGCCGCUUGCCGUUGGGUCAUUGGGCACGUGCAGCCGCCGAGCGAAAGUAGCGAUGCACCUGAACCCAAAGCCUGAUGUGCUGCGGCCGCGACCCUGGCGCGUAGAAAUGAGAAAGUGUCCCUGCCCGGUGUUGGAGCGAGCGAUGCCAAAUUUCAUUUAACUCGAAUUGCAGCCAACAGCAACAACAACGACGUGAGCCGAGCUUUAGAUCUUGGGUAUAAAACGUGUGGGUCGCUGCGGUGUCAAUUCAAACGUUUAACGAGCGCAGAGCAGCACGCGACCGAUAAGAGGAGUCACCCACAGUAGCAGCAUAAUAAAAAUAAUAUUACCUUAACAACGAGAACCACUGAGAUGCACGCCUGUAAAUUAAUGUUGAGUUUGCUGCUGGCGCUGCUGUGCAGCGAGGGCCUGCUGGCGGCCUGUGUGUGCUCGGAGAAGGGCACCGAUUACUGUCAGAGCUGCCAGGGACCUAGCAUUGUGCGCCCGAAGCCCCGCUAUUAUGAGCCCAGCGAGGUGAACCUGUCGCCCAUUGGCGACAAUUGCUGGUGCAGCAAGCAGCUGAUCGAACCCGCCCAGCUGCCCAAGACCUGCGGCAAAAAGACGCCAUGCAAGCCCACCUGCGGCUGCCAACAGAGCGAAGAUAGCAGCUACAGCAGCUCUAGCACCAGCUCCACUUACGAUAACAUUGGCUAUGCGGCCGAGAAGACUCAGGAUGAUAGUGCUCCCGCCGAUCCCAUAAGCGUCAGUCUGGCCGCCCAGGCUGGCAAGGCCAUCAAUGUGCCCGAAGCAAAGCUAGCAUAUGGUUUCGCCCAGAAGCCCGUGGAUGGGCAGCAAAAGGUUUUGUUUUCUAAUGUGCCCGAGGAAAAUCUGUUCAAGCUGAAAAGCGAUGUCAUCACUCUGAAGAAACGCAACUAUGCGGCCAAGGAGGAGGAAGAGGAGGAAUAUAUUGAGGACGAGGAGGAAAAAGCCUCCGAUGAUGAUGAAUCGGCGCCACAGUUGACAUAUAAGCAGCUUGGCUACAUCACCGAACAAUUCAAGAAUCCCAAAUUUAAGAAGAUCAGCUCCAGCAAAUCCACCUACAGCGUAAAAUCCAACAGCGAUAGCUACACCAAGGUGGGCGAAAGAGUUUCUGUCGAUUGCGGUUUCAAGCCCGGUCGCGUCACAUCCUAUCGCAAUGCACGUCGCCAGGAGCUGGAUGGUGGCAGCUAUUAUUAGGCAGUAUUAGCUCCGCCUGUAAAUAAUUGUAUAUGUAUAGGGAUGGAUGGAUUGAUGUAUGAUGUAUGUAUGUAUUAGUUAGCGUUUAAAAUAUAUUUAAAUACACGAACAUUGCAAAUGUAAUAGAAAUGCCAACAAGC